AUGUCUACGUACGGUCGACACCCCGCACCCGCGCCCUCGGCCUUCGCCCAUCCCCACCCAUCCGCCGGCUCGCCCUUUCCCCCUACCACACCAGCAUCUACCACCCUCUUUCGCAGGCUAACAUGGGAGGGGACCGUGCCCCUCGAGAUUCGCGUAGAUCCGCACGAGCUUCCUGCUGGCGCGGACCGAGGGCUCGACUGCUACUACGUUCAGGCGCCCCGAGUCUGGUAUCUCCCGCUUGUGAUGGGCGAGGUCAAGAAGUUCCUGACGGAUAUCGUAUUUGACGAGAGCAAUAAGGGGGUCCUCGGAGACGGUGAGGAAUGGUGGUUUGAAGGUGAGGAAGGAGGCGUGAUGAAGUGGCACUGGCCCAUAGGUCUGCUAUACGACGUGCACAACAUCGCGACUACCCUACGGCCUUCUUCGCAAGCGCCUAUCUCAUCCUUCUCCUCAUCCGCACCUCCGACGCCUCUGAAGCUUACACUGCACCUCGCUUCACCGCCAAACGAUCGCUUGCUCAUGACCUCCAAUGUCGAGGCAUGUAAGCAAGCUUUCAUGGGCCAAUUGAAGGAAGCAGACUUCAUUCGAUGGGGCAAUACCAAGCGCAUGACCGGUCUGCGCAAACAAGAACAAGACGCUAUCUGGGAAGGCAUUAAAGAGCACAACUUUGACGACUACUGGCGGGUCGCCUCCAAGAUUACGCCGACCACAGCUCCUACUCGACCGCUUUCUCCUCCGCCUUCCAGUUCGGCCAGCGCCAGUGCUCACGUAAGACCGCCAUCUGCUGACCCAGGGUCAUCGUUACCCGAUCGUGACGGCGCAUACAGUGUUCGGAGCAUACCUGUGCGUAUGUACCUGCCGGACGGUCCAGUCAUACAAGAGUUGGUCCCGCCAUUGCUAGAGAAUGGAACUGCGCAUACACUGUCAGCGUUUUUAUCCUCCCAUUUACCUUUAUUAUUCCCCGCCACACGAGACCGCCCACUCGCGUAUGCGCUAGUGCAAGGCGUACGGUGCCCUCCAGAAGCCGAGAUGGGCUGGUUAGGAGCAUGUAUGGCGGGCGCAGAUGGAUGGGUGUGCGUCUGCGUUGGAAUCGAGAGGGGAUAACCGGUGGUCUAGGCUGAAACCCUUUGUGGCGGCUUGGAAACCCAUUGUGGCGGCUUGGAAACCCAUGAACGUUCUACGGUGCUGGUGGUGUGCCGCUGCGACCAUGCUGAUGUCUUUGCGGCGGCGACGAUUGCAUGGGCAUAUCGGGGUUUUGUCCGAGACGGAUACAGGCGGUGAGAUACCACCUCUAUACUCAGCUAUCAUGCCCCGGCGGAAACCGACAUGUAUACCUCAUCAUUAUGGUACCUCUGCUCAUCGUGCAGACUGAAG
This is a messenger RNA of Punctularia strigosozonata HHB-11173 SS5, 1371 nucleotides long. RefSeq lists its product as uncharacterized. The transcript has 6 exons. Gene Ontology annotation, biological process: nucleophagy; C-terminal protein lipidation; autophagosome assembly. The record is from RefSeq and is a predicted model, not a curated record. The coding region runs from base 1 to 1101 and encodes 366 amino acids. NCBI's taxonomy places the organism in Eukaryota, Fungi, Basidiomycota, Agaricomycetes, Corticiales, Punctulariaceae. Gene Ontology annotation, cellular component: Atg12-Atg5-Atg16 complex; phagophore assembly site membrane; cytoplasm.